Molecule: messenger RNA, 1491 nt
Organism: Tetrahymena thermophila SB210
Lineage: Eukaryota; Ciliophora; Oligohymenophorea; Hymenostomatida; Tetrahymenidae
Product: CAF1 family ribonuclease
Exons: 7
Cellular component (GO): cytoplasm
Molecular function (GO): RNA binding; 3'-5'-RNA exonuclease activity
Source: RefSeq, a predicted model, not a curated record
AUGGAAGUUACUAUCAAAAAUUAUAAAGAAGCUCACGAAAAAAUAGAAAAUCUCUUAAGUAAAUAAGAGAUCAUCAGUAUUAGUUUUGGAGCAUUAAGUAGUAAAUAAUCAGAAAAUAAUGGAUAUAAAUCAUUUGAUUAUCCUUUUGACCUCUACUUUAAAAACUUUAGAUUUUCGAAAUACGGAUUGAUAUAAACAGGAAUUACAAUUUUGGAAAAGAUAAACCAGUUUUAAUAUAAGGCUCAUCCUUUUAUAUUUUACUUAUUUCCCAACGAUGAAUAGUCUUAAAUAACACUCUCUUCGGACCUUUUUGAUUUAGAUAUUAAUUGGAAUAAAUGGAUGGCAGAAGGAAUUCAUUUCAAGAAUAGAGAGUAGUUAGAUAAAUUCAGACAACAUAUUUACAACUUACCAAAGGCUGAUUAAAAAAAAGAAAAUUUUUAAGAGAUGUUUUCUAAAUUAGAUGAUAUUCGUUAAGAAUAGGUAAAGGUAUAACUAAAUAAGUUAAAGGAGUUUAUUGAUAAUGAUAAGAGUGAAUCUGAGUUUAACUUUGACUCAGCAUAUUCAAACAUCAGAAGAAUAUAUUACACGUAUUUAGAAGAAUUCCACCAAGAUCUUAUUAUUCUUAAAUCAGGAUAAGGUAAUAUUUCUGUGAAGAAAUGCUCUGUAGAAGAAAAAUAAUAAUAUGAUAUCCAAUUAAAUCAAGAGAGAGAAGAAAAAGUUGAAGAAUAAAGAGGUAUCUCGAAAACAUUCGAUUUAAUAUUUAAGCACUGCUAAACUAAUAAGAUCCCUCUUUUAGUUUUCAAUUCGCUUUACGAAUUGUCUCAAUUAAUAAGCAAUACAGUUUGUUUUUUACCAAGAAGUUUCCUAGAAUUCAAAUAACUUUUGACCAAUACAAUACCAUCUAUUGUUGAUAUUAAAUAUACUAUGUUUUCUUUGCAUAAUUAAAGAAAUAUGGAGCCUUCUGCUUUUAUUAAUAAGAAUUAACUUCAGUUUGUAAAACAUUAAGUAGAUUUAGCUGAAGGAGUAGUCCUUAACUCACUUGCUUAAAAAACUAUAGAUAUUGCUAAAAUUUGGUUAAAUGAUUAGCAAAAAAUAGCUAAUCAUUAAAACAAGCUUUUCUUUGAUAAAAGUAAUUGGAUUAUUUCUUUGAACCCUGACCAUAAGGAUAUUGUUCUCAUUCCUGAAAAUAAAGCAUUAUUAACAAUAGUUUCUACAGAAAACUAAAAGACCAUGAAUUAAAAGAGAUAUAGCAUCUAAAAAAUAUUCCAAGAAUUAACUAAAUUUCAUAAAAAGUAAGGAGCUUAUUACCAAAAAUCAGAAACUCAGGGAAUGAUUAUAAUUUCUGUUGAUAUAACAAAGAUAAACGAUCUAGAAGGAUAUAAAAAGAAUUUGACAAAGAUUAAAGAUGCUAAAUUUGAUGAUUAUGAAGCUUUCUAUCCAAUUUUAUUAAAUUAAUUUGAAGAUUAGAAUAAACAAGGUGAAAAAUAAUGA